AUGGCAAGUACCUCAGUUGGCUCGAAUGCAAUUGUCCUGGAACUUCUUAACCAGCAUAACUAUAAAGAUUGGAGUUCUCAGGUUGAGACUUACUUACUAGCUAAAGAACUUUGGGAUGUUGUCAAACAGCCACCACCUAAUGCCGGCGAUGUUGGAUAUAAGGCUUGGAAGGCAAAGGACGCCAGGGCCUUACAUGCAAUUAAAAUCAGUUGCGGGACUGAGAUGUUUUCUUUUAUCCGGGCAAGUAAAACAGCCAAGGAUGCGUGGAAUGUUUUGGAGAAGAAGUGCAAUUGGGAUGAGAAUAUAUUGAAGUCGUUUCCAGACACCGGAUGCACUGAUCUUCACAAAGCCGCCAUGAAUGGAGAAGUGGAUACCGUGAAAGAGUUGCUGUCGUCGAUGAGAGACGAAGAUGUGAAAAUCAAAGACGGCAAGGGCCGUACAGCUUUAGAUGGUGUUAUAGUUGCAUCGUCUGCAAAAGCACAAGCACGUUCGAUCCAGAUAGCUCGAGCCAUGGUAGAAAAGAACCGGGAAAUAGUUGAAAUCAGUAGUUGGCCUUGGAAAUAUAUUCCAGUUGUGAGGGCUUGUAGUCGAAACAAAUGGGAGAUGGCUCGGUAUCUCUUUUCUCUCACUCCCGAUGUGGCUCUACUCAGUGAGAAUGGAAGGCAGGGCGCUCAACUUAUUUCUAUGUGCAUUUGGCGUCCCAAAGGACUUGAUGUUGCAUGGAAAGUACUACAACAAUAUCCAAAGUUGGCCAUGGCUGACAACGGAUUUGGACAGCAUCCUAUGCUUGAAUUAGCUGGAAUUAAUCAUAUUUAUGAAAUGAAACUAAAUCAUCUCCGAUUCGAUAAAUUCCUAAGCUGCAUGGCAGAAAAAGUGAUGAAAGAUUUAGAUAAAUUAACAGAGGAUGAAUUUCAAGUUGUGAGAACUUCACUCUUCAAAGCUAUUGCACAAGGGCACGUUGAAUUUGUUAUGCAUAUGUUUGAAGCAAACCGAGCAGUCAUGAACAUAUUUGAUGACAAAAAGAAGAGCAUGUUUCAAUAUGCCAUUGAAUGUCGUCAAGAAAAAAUUUACAAUCUUAUAUAUCGGCUCAAGCCAGAAGAAAUGGAUGAUAUCACUCAUAAUAUCGCAACGUUUAAGACCAAUAUGCUACAUAGCGCCGCGAACUUACCCUCCGUUAAACAUUCAGACCAUAUACAAGGUGCAAGUUUGCAAAUGCAACGCGAAUUACAAUGGUUCAAGGAGGUGGAGAGAAUGUUACCAAGGGAAAUGCAUGAAUAUGUCAAUAUUUCAAACGUGACAGCCCGUGAACUAUUCACCAGAAAUCACAAGAUAUUAAAGGAUGAAGCGGAAAUAUCCACAAAAGGAAUUGCAACAUCUUGUACAACUGUUGGUGCUCUCAUUGUUACUAUAAUGUUCGCUGCAGCAUUUACAGUUCCUGGCGGAACUAAGUCAACUAACAGUGACAAUAAGACAUUGGUUAGAGUUUUUAUACUCUCAGAUACAAUAUCACUCAUUUCCUCUGCAACUUCGGUAAUUACAUUCUUGGGACUUCUGACGUCAACUUAUGCAGAGGAUGAUUUCCUUCGGUCUUUACCCACAAAAAUGAUGAUAGGUCUUUCAACUCUUUUCAUCUCUAUUGCCACUAUGAUGAUCACAUUUUCUUGUGCACUGAUCAUUAUGUUCGAUGGAGAAGCCAAGAUGAUAAUUACAGGCAUUGUGCUGGCAGGUGUGCCCGUGGUGUCAUUUGUAUUUUUCUUAUUCCCCCUCCUUUUUGAAAUUUGCGUAGCCACUUAUGGACCUUCCAUGUUUCAUUAG
Argentina anserina (silverweed cinquefoil) is the source of this 1815-nucleotide messenger RNA. Its product is annotated as ankyrin repeat-containing protein NPR4-like. Gene Ontology annotation, molecular function: protein binding. Lineage: Eukaryota; Viridiplantae; Streptophyta; Magnoliopsida; Rosales; Rosaceae. The transcript is spliced from 5 exons. The coding region runs from base 1 to 1815 and encodes 604 amino acids. The record is from RefSeq and is a predicted model, not a curated record. Gene Ontology annotation, cellular component: membrane.